CGUGCACCAAAUAUUCUUGGCAUUUCGUUCUAGAAAGAGGAUUUUGGAGUGGGAGAGUUUGCAGGGAGGAGACAUGCCUAAUUUCAGCCCAACAGGCAACACUUGUGGUUCUUUCUUCUUCUUCUUCUAAUUUUACCGGAUCCCAAUUCCCGAAGGAAAUGAAACAUCUAAGCCUUCAAUUACAAGGUCAGAACUCGCCUCCAGCUCAGUCAUCGUUGUUUCUGUCUCAACUAGAAGUUACUGCUACAAGAACUGCUUCUCAAGAUCAGUCUUGUGUUUCAUCUGGAUCGGAAAGUCAUGGAAAACAAUUAGCUGCUCGAAUCAAGCCCAUGUUCUUCAUUGGCAAUCCAGAUUAUUCUGUGAGUCCGUCCCAAUGUGAAAUGAGUCAUUCCACGAUUCACUCUCAGUACAAUUACACAGAUCCGUACUACAGUGGGUUAUUUACUGCUUAUGGACCUCAGCCUUUUCCUCAAAUGGUUGGUGUUGCGCCUGCUCGGAUACCAUUACCUAUAGAUGUUGCAGCAGAUGAUGGACCAAUUUAUGUCAAUGCAAAGCAGUAUCACGGAAUACUAAGGAGGAGACAAAUACGCGCGAAACUUGAAGCACAAAACAAAAUUGUGAAAAACAGAAGGCCAUAUCUGCAUGAGUCUCGCCACCUUCAUGCAGUUAAGAGGGUUAGGGGAUCAGGUGGCCGUUUCCUUGGCACAAAGAAGCUGGUGUUGCAAGAUUCUUCUUCUCCGGCCACUGAUGCUAUUCUGCAGCAGCACAGUGCCUCUUCUCCGCACAUCCUGAGGCCCCAAGCUGCAGCUGCUGCUGUCUUCCAGCAGCCUGAUCACAGACUCUUGGGCAUUUCAUCUCACAUGCAAGGCGGGACCCGGGAGUAUUAUUCUCCUAUUGUUCUGUGAUUGAGGAUUUCCCAAUCUCUCGUAAUUCAUUUGCCGGCAUUUCAUCCUUGGCUAUUGUUACUUUUGCUCUCUAGUUUGUGGAUUUGUCCUACUCGCUCGAUUACUAACUGCAAAACGUUCUUGACAUCAUACGUUUCAGAGAAUGCUUAAUUCCUCGUCAUACUUCUAAGGUUAAACUGAUAAAGAAACAACUUGUCUGUAUGAUUAUAUGAAUUAAGACUGUUAAUUGCUUUUUUCUCUCUGCAUGCAAUAGUUUUUAGUUCA
Messenger RNA from Cuscuta epithymum, 1169 nucleotides. The record is from the annotation of a GenBank genome assembly. NCBI's taxonomy places the organism in Eukaryota, Viridiplantae, Streptophyta, Magnoliopsida, Solanales, Convolvulaceae.